Acanthoscelides obtectus is the source of this 1568-nucleotide messenger RNA. Lineage: Eukaryota; Metazoa; Arthropoda; Insecta; Coleoptera; Chrysomelidae. The record is from the annotation of a GenBank genome assembly.
CGCUGCGUGGCGCAAAGGCCCUUGCCUUGAUCCGCUGGUGAUCGUGCAUUGUGCGACGGCAACGAUUUAAGAAUGACACUAUCUACCGAUUUCGGUUUUUUCGGUUUGGCAACACUGCUGUCGAUGUCAUCCUAACCUCAACCAUUGUUUACUCCUAAUUCCUAAUCAAAACAACUGUCUAUACUCUUUACAGAAAGGCUUUAUCUAAAAAUUCAUAAUAAAUGUUACCAGGUAUAGGGGUUUUUGGGACAUCUCCAAUUGUGAGAGUAUUAGUACCCAUUCUUCGAGAGAAUGGGUUUCGAAUCGAAGCAAUAUGGAGUCAAACUAUUCAAGAUGCAGAGGAACUUGCUAAAGAACUCAAAAUACCGUUUGUUACUAACAAGAUAGACGACGUUUUAUUAAAGAAAGAUGUAGACUUAAUUUUUGUACUUUGCCCACCAAUCUUACACGCACAGAUCUCCGUCAAAGCCUUAGGAAUUGGUAAACACGUAGUUUGUGAUAAACCAGCUGGACUAACGCAAGCAGAUGCUUUGAAAAUGGUCAGAGCUGGCCAGUACUAUCCAUCUCUUAUAUCUCUCAUCAACCAUUCAUUUAGAUUUUUGCCUGCAUUUGUACAUAUGAAAAAAGCACUCAAAGAAAACUAUUUAGGCUCACCAAUAACAUUAAUAGAUAUCCGCAUACAAAGUGGUUGCCUUUUCUCAGAAGCUCAUACUUUUGAUUGGAGAUGUGAUGACAGCAUGGGUGGAGGCACAUUGAACUUGAUUGGCAGUCAUGUUAUUGACCUCAUAACAUUUCUAACUGGACAGAAGGCAAUUAAAGUCCAUGGACUAAUAAGGACUUUCACUAAAAACACAGAAGGCAUAAAUGGAAUCAGAAGCAUAUCUGCACCAGACUUUUGUACCUUUCAGAUGGAAUUGCAGAAUGGAAUUCUAGUAACUGCUACAUUGAAUAGUCAUACAGGAGGUAGUACUUUUCACCAAGAAGUGAUGAUAUGUAGCAGUUCUGGGCACCUUGUGGUGAGAGGUGGUGACCUAUUUGGUAGGAGAAAUAAAGGAAAUGAAGAGGUGAUAUAUCUUGAUGUUGAAGACUUGCAAUGUCCUGUACCUAACAGCACUUUGCCCAAGAUUUUUAUCAAAGGAGUCUGUAAAAUGGUAUCUGGUAAGAUAUAAUUGAACAUAGGCCUCUCACCUGUAUUGAGAAAUUAGACACUUCAUACAAGCUUACUUGUCUAAGAGAAGCAUUCUUACCUAACCAUAAACAGAGUGGCUGGAAUAAAGAACCAGUAUCAUCUGCAGCAAAUUUUGAGGAUGGCUUGUAUGUCCAGGCAGUACUUAGUGCAAUAAGACAUUCAUCAAAAACCAGACAAUGGGUGAAAGUGAAAAUUCUUACUGAGCAACCUGAUACAAAUGAGUUGUUAAGUGCUGUUGUGAGACGAACUGCUAUUACAAUAUCAUAAUUACUUACAUUCCUAAGUAUUCAGUUAUUAUAUUUAUUAUUGUUAUGAAGUAGUACCACAUACAAUUAUUUAUAUGAUAUUAUUUUACAAUUUAAAAACUAAUAAAGAUUUG